Brassica napus (rape) is the source of this 2283-nucleotide messenger RNA. Its product is annotated as probable methyltransferase PMT20. Gene Ontology annotation, molecular function: methyltransferase activity. NCBI's taxonomy places the organism in Eukaryota, Viridiplantae, Streptophyta, Magnoliopsida, Brassicales, Brassicaceae. Bases 275 to 2089 code for a protein of 604 amino acids. The transcript is spliced from 7 exons. Gene Ontology annotation, cellular component: cytoplasm; trans-Golgi network; endosome. The record is from RefSeq and is a predicted model, not a curated record.
AAAGAAAGAGAACUGAAAAUCUAGUGAAAGAGAGGAGGAGGUGAUGGGGAGGAGGGAAAGCGGCGAAUGAACCAACGAGGAAGACGAAAAUAAAAGAAGAGAUACUUUUAUAUAAAAAGCUUUCUCUAUCUAUCUGUUAGCUUCACUUCUUGUCUGAUAAAACACACAGACUUGGAGAGUGAAAGAUUGAGAGAUCUGCGGAGAGAGGAGUCCUCACUUCUUAUCCCAAUCUCUUACUUAAAAUCUUCUCAUCUCAAAACAAAAACAUUCUAAAAUGAUGAAGAACGGGAAGCAAUCUUCGCAACCCGAAAAGGGUUCUUCUAGGAUCUUAUCACUCACAGUUCUGUUCAUCGCUUUGUGCGGUUUCUCCUUUUACCUCGGUGGUAUGUUUUGCUCUGAGAGAGUCAAGAUCGAAGCCAACGACGUCACAAGCACCACUACAAAGGCUGUAGCUUCCCCUAUGAAACCAACAGUUUCGCCUCUUCAAAUCAAAUCCGUCUCUUUCCCUGAAUGCAGUUCAGAGUUGCAAGAUUACACGCCCUGCACCGAUCCAAAGAGAUGGAAGAGGUACGGUGUACACCGCCUAAGUUUCUUGGAGCGUCACUGUCCUCCAGUUUACGAGAAGAACGAGUGUUUGAUCCCACCACCAGACGGGUACAAACCGCCUAUAAGAUGGCCGAAGAGCAGAGACCAGUGUUGGUACAAGAACGUGCCUUAUGAUUGGAUCAACAAGCAGAAAUCAAACCAGCAUUGGCUCAAGAAAGAAGGUGACAAGUUCCAUUUCCCUGGUGGUGGUACCAUGUUUCCACGUGGAGUUAGUCACUACGUUGAUGAGAUGCAAGAUCUGAUUCCCGAGAUGAAAGACGGUACAGUCAGAACCGCCAUUGACACUGGCUGUGGGGUAGCGAGCUGGGGAGGUGAUCUAUUGGACCGUGGGAUACUAACAAUCUCUCUGGCUCCUAGAGAUAACCAUGAAGCUCAGGUUCAGUUUGCUCUUGAACGUGGGAUCCCUGCUAUUCUCGGUGUUAUCUCUACGCAGCGUCUCCCCUUCCCUUCAAAUUCUUUUGAUAUGGCUCAUUGCUCUAGAUGUCUCAUUCCCUGGACUGAGUUUGGUGGGAUCUAUUUGCUUGAGAUUCACCGGAUAGUCCGACCUGGAGGUUUCUGGGUUCUCUCAGGUCCACCAGUGAACUACAACAGACGGUGGCGCGGAUGGAACACAACCAUGGAAGAUCAGAAAUCAGACUACAACAAGCUCCAGUCACUUCUAACCUCCAUGUGCUUCAAAAAGUACGCACAAAAAGACGACAUAGCCGUGUGGCAGAAACUCUCAGACAAAUCUUGUUACGACAAGAUCGCAAAGAACAUGGAAGCUUACCCUCCAAAAUGUGACGACAGCAUUGAACCUGACUCCGCUUGGUACACUCCCCUCCGUCCCUGCGUGGUUGCACCGACCGCUAAAGUCAAGAACUCUGGACUCGGGUCGAUACCGAAAUGGCCCGAGAGAUUGAACGUAGCGCCGGAGAGGAUCUCUGAUGUUCAUGGAGGGAGCGCUAGUGGUUUGAAACACGAUGAUGGUAAGUGGAAGAACAGGGUUAAGCAUUACAAGAAAGUGUUACCGGCUCUUGGGACAGAUAAGAUAAGGAAUGUUAUGGAUAUGAACACUGUUUAUGGAGGCUUCGCUGCUGCUCUUGUCAAGGAUCCUGUUUGGGUCAUGAACGUUGUCUCGUCCUACAGCGCCAAUACGCUUCAUGUUGUCUUUGAUCGUGGUCUCAUUGGAACCUACCACGACUGGUGCGAAGCUUUCUCGACGUAUCCAAGAACAUAUGAUCUUCUUCACCUUGACAGCCUUUUUACACUUGAGAGCCACAGGUGUGAGAUGAAGUACGUUUUGCUGGAGAUGGACCGGAUAUUGAGACCGGGUGGAUAUGUAAUAAUGCGAGAAUCGAGUUAUUUCAUGGACGCAAUCACGAUGUUGGCCAAGGGGACGAGGUGGAAUUGUCGGAGAGAGGAGACUGAGUAUGCCGUGGAAAGCGAGAAGAUUCUGGUUUGCCAGAAAAAGCUUUGGUUUUCGUCUAACCAAACCUCUUGAUGAGGCACUAUACCAAAGUUUAAACCGAAGAUGUUGGAUUAAUCUUAGUUCUCAUCAAUCUCAUGGGAUGUAUACUCUUUUGAGGUGUUAGAGAUCUGGUUCUUUAAAACAAAGAUAUAAUAGCUAUAAACAUUUUUCCUUUUUUGGCUUAUGUUAAAUUUAUCGGGUAUAUAUACAUAUUAUAUUUUUAGUUA